CUUGAGGUCUCGUGAGUCAUUCGUUCGUAGCUUCUUCUCCAAGUCAGGGCACGAUUUCUCUUUAUCACUCUCCGAAAACCUAAAGUACAUAAUGUCCAGCUCGACGCAGAAUGGAUUGCAAUCGGGGAAACACAAUUCAAAUCGAUCUCCAGAAAGCAUGUUGGGUGAGGCAAGUCCGAUCACAUUCUCACGACCUCGUCUUCAGCCUCCAUUCAAGGAUCUGCCUCCUUGUGCGAUCCCUCACGAGUUCUCAACAUACAUUCCUCAAGGGAUUGCAGUUCGUGGCAGUUUAUGGCAAAGAGUGGUUAACGACCCUCGGUUUGAGUUCACGAAGCAAACUGAUAGCAGGCACCAUUUCUACAUGAAGCUCUUGCGUGGGUACUUUAAAGCAUUGAUGCCUUCCCUUAAGCUGAGUAAGGAUGGUGCUAGUACGGAGACGGUUCUCGACGAUUUUUUCAGUAUUCUCCUUUCUCAAGGGGAGAAGGAAAAGCAGGAUGGAGUGGAGAUGGGUGUGAUGGAGUUGCUCGCCUUUGAGUAUUUUGCAAACACUGCGGAGGAAGAGUUGCCACAGCCACCUGGAUACCUUACAAUGGUGAGGGAGAUCAUGAACCCACCAGGUACCUCCUCCGACCACUGCCUCUACCUGAGGAACCAGAAGCCCAAAGAAACCAAAUUGUCUAUGAAAUUUAUGAGACAAUCCUAUGCAUUUUUGAUGAGUGGUCAUCUUGCAACCACGACUCUGUGUUCACAACAAAAAAAUGGCGAACCAUCUCUUCCCUCGACGAAUCCAUGGACCAUGGCUUCUUUUAACCACUGUUGGCUCUCUUCUCCACUCGCCGAAACCCCCACUUUCUUCUUCUUCUCUCCAUCUCCACAACCAAAAUCCUUGAAACUCUCUGUUUUCCGAAACAAAUCUUCGCCGCUACCCAAUUCGUCAUCGCCGGACCGCUCGCCGGAGGUUGAGCUCGCCGUGGACCCCGUGAAGCUCGCACUGAAGAAAGCCGAAGCGUAUAAGAAAUCGAAAUCGGAGCUAAAAAAACCCGAGAGAAAUGCCGAGGAAUUGCUGAAGCUUGCUAAGCAAAAGGCCGAUGAUUACAAGAAGCAGAAAGAGCUUGGAGCUGAUGGUGUCACGGAAGCUAAACCCAGUAGUACAGAGCAGAGUUUUGUUAGAUCAUCAAAUAAGGUUGAUGAAGAAAACGAUGGUAAGAAGAAAGAGUUGAAAGUCUCCAGCAUCGAUUUCGUUGGGCUUGGCUUUGCUGAUAAGAAGAGCACAAGAGGGCUUCCACCGGGACUGGUUCCUGUCGUCGACUAUUUUCCGGGAGGAGACUUACCUGAGGUGGAGUUUAUUGUCGGUGAUAAAGCAAGAUUUGCGGAGACAGAGAAGGAGCUCGAGCAAGAAGGAAAUGAAAACUCUGAUGUAUACAAGCCUAAAGUCUCGACAUGGGGAGUAUUCCCAAGGCCUAGCAACAUCUCUAAAACGUUUGGUGGUGGAAGGACUAUCCAACCUGGGGAUUCAGUGGAAACCGCUGAAGAGAGGACUGCGAGAGAAGAACGGACAAAACAAUUGCUCACUGCCUACAAGGAAUCAAUCGGACUGAAUAUUGAUCCCAAACUCAAACUUGAGUGUGAGGAGGCACUAGAAAAAGGGAACUCGCUUAUGGAUUCGGGAAAACUCAAAGAAGCUUUGCCCUACUAUGAAAAGGUCAUGGAGAAAAUAGUCUUUAAGAGUGAGCUUCAUGGAUUAGCGGCUUUGCAGUGGUCUAUAUGUCAGGAUUCACUUCGAAAGGAAAAGAAGGCAAGGGGCAUGUACGAGAAGCUUCUAUCUCACCCAAAUCCAAGAGUGAGCAAGAAAGCGAGGCAGUUCAUGUUCAGUUUUCAGGCGAUGGAGAUGUUGAAGGUUCAGGGGUCGAGCUACAUGCAGAUAAACCCUGGCUAUGAGAAUUACUUUGAAGCCUUUGUCAAAAAAGACAAAAUUGAUUACAAAGCCAAGGAGGAAGAAGGAGAAGCUUUGGGAAUAAAUGAGACACUUCUUUAUGUGAUUCUUCUUGCAUCUCCGAUUCUGUUGAUCUUUAUUGUGGCUGCACAGAGAGGGAAUGUUCAC
Molecule: messenger RNA, 2101 nt
Organism: Thlaspi arvense
Lineage: Eukaryota; Viridiplantae; Streptophyta; Magnoliopsida; Brassicales; Brassicaceae
Source: the annotation of a GenBank genome assembly